Molecule: messenger RNA, 614 nt
Organism: Xenia sp. Carnegie-2017
Lineage: Eukaryota; Metazoa; Cnidaria; Anthozoa; Malacalcyonacea; Xeniidae
Exons: 2
Coding region: 12-614 (200 amino acids)
Source: RefSeq, a predicted model, not a curated record
UGUAUAUUGUUAUGGCGGAAAGCAAUAAAGACGAUGAGCUUAAUCGAAUAGUGAGAGCAGUAAUAGGAGAGUUGAACAAUCAUGCAAACAACGCUAAAGUGGAGCAGACCUCUUCUCACUCAACAAGUAACAGAAGUACAGAAGAGGAAAUAUAUAAAGCCUUUCAAAUUCCUAGAGCAACAAGUACUAGUUUGACUUCGAGUUCAAAUAGCUACAGCCAGCUGCCAUUGUCAUCGCAAUAUUCGGCCAGUACCAACUAUAGCACUAAAACUAGUAGUAAUAGUAGCCGUAAAAGGGGAAAGGAAACAAUGCGGGCGGCUAGUGGUCGUUUCACUAAAAAAAGCCUUGGUAAAGAAGCCACUGUCUCAGCACCCAUCAUAAAAGAUGUUUGCCUUUUGCCUACUCCUACUUGGGAUGACGUACCCAGACGGAAAGUGAAAGCCCAGCUCGUUCGGGCAGGGUUAUUCGUCGAUGCAUGGCCUUUCUAUGUGCAUCUCGGAGAAGUGCAACUGCGAGAAGAAUUAAGACAUGCUUUUUCGGAGCACCUGUGGCAAGAAGAAGAAGAAGUAGGAUUUGAAUUUGUGAGGUCUAUUGGAGUGAGAUUGUACCCAUAA